UUAAUGUAUAGGCUUGUUAUAUUAUUAGCACAAUAUGUAUAUUAAAAUAAGCCAAUUUGUGAUUUAUUCAAUUAAAAUAUUGCCCUCUUGCGAUUGGUUAAGUGGAAUAGGAACAUUUUGUUAUUAUACAUUUCCUUGUUAGCCAAGAAAAUAUUUACAAAUAGUUUGUUAGUCUGCGACACGUUUUGACUGUGACUAAGUGUUGAAUAGUGAAUUUUUGUUUAUUUGCUCUUACUUAUGAUGCACAAGAUCUCUUAUUACAAUUAGGAAUAAAAAAUUGGUAGAACGUCAUACCUAAAUUAUACUUAAAAAUGAAUAAUUAUAUUGAAUCUCCAAUGAAAAUUAAAGUUUAUAAGAAACGAUGGUUUAUUUUGAUUCUGUAUAUAUUAUACACCGCAAUAGGGCAAUUUCAAUGGGUAGAAUAUUCUAUAAUAAAAAAUAUUGUGCAAAAAUACUACAAUGUGAGUUAUACAACGGUGGACUGGACUGCAAUGGUUUUUAUGUUAGUUUAUCCCAUUUUUGUUGUUCCAGCUUCUUAUAUUAUAGAUAAGUUGGGAUUGAGAGUAGCAGGGCUGUUAGGAUGUUUAGGCACUGCAGCUGGAAUAUAUUUAAAAUUAUUUUCGGUGCAUCCAAAUUCAAUAUAUUUGGUAAUAAUAGGGCAAACAGUUGUUGGUGUAUCACAAUUGUUGAUACUGUCGCUUCCACCAAAAUUGGCCAUUACAUGGUUCGCCGAAAACGAAAUAUCGACUGCUUGCUCACUUGGUGUUUUCGGCAUGCAACUAGGUUGUGCAUUAGGAUUUAUCAUACCACCCACUUUAGUCAAAGAUCACGACAACUUAGAUGACAUUGGGUAUGAUAUAAAGUUAAUGUGCUGGGUUUUAGCUAUCGCUAUUACACCGGUUGCUCUUGGUGUUUUAAUAUACUUUCCUAAGGAACCGAAAUUGCCUGCUAAUAAUCUAAGAGAAAAUGAAGUUUUUUCUGUUAAAGCAUUCUUCCAUUCUAUGAUAAAAUUAUUUUUGAAUGGUGGAUUUGUAAUACACAUGAUAGCUUUUAGUAUAAGUGUAGGAUCCUAUACUGUUCUUGGAUCUCUAUUGAGUGCUUUCGUGCUCGAAUAUUUUGAGAAUGCCCAGGAAGACGCUGGUAGGAUGGGUUUAGUUAUGAUAGUGGCUGGCAUCAUUGGAACUCCGAUAGUUGGAUAUGUUUUGGACAAAACUCAUAGAUUUAAGGAAUCCUGUUUUAUAUCAGGAAUGCUUCAAGCAGCUAGUGUGGCUGUAUUAAUAUUUGCUUUAGAAAAGAGAAUGAAACUUUUGGUGUAUUUAUGUUUUACAAUUUUAGGUAUGUUCUUGAAUACCUACAUCCCUGCCGGUAUCGAAUUUGCUACUGAAUUGACGUAUCCAUCUACAGAAAGCACCACCACUGGAAUUCUAUAUGCGAUGUCGCAAGUUUUAGGAUUUUUGGCAACAUUAGUCCUUUCCAUUGUGACUGAGACAUACGGUACUUUAUGGGCACUGUCUAUUAUCAUGGUCACCAUGAUUGUGGGAGCUCUAAUGACAUUCAUCAUUCCAAAUAAAUUAAGAAGACAAGCUAGUUUAAAGGCAAAAGUUCCUAAUGGUUUUAGUUCAAUUCCUCAAGACGAUAUUUUGAAAUCAUGAAAUAAUAAAUUAAAUGUUUUAUGACAUGUAGUUUUUUUAUUGUCACUUCAAGCAUUUUGUAAUAAAACAUUAAAGAUAAUAACAGUUUAUUUGUUUAA
Molecule: messenger RNA, 1750 nt
Organism: Aethina tumida (small hive beetle)
Lineage: Eukaryota; Metazoa; Arthropoda; Insecta; Coleoptera; Nitidulidae
Exons: 8
Coding region: 312-1652 (446 amino acids)
Biological process (GO): transmembrane transport; heme export
Cellular component (GO): membrane
Molecular function (GO): heme transmembrane transporter activity; heme binding
Source: RefSeq, a predicted model, not a curated record